AUGAACGCCGAAGACCAGUAUUACGCCUCCAGACCCUUCUACAAGGAGCCGUGCGCCUUUCAGAGAGCCCAGCCCCCGGAUUACAACCAGAGCCCUCCAGCCUGCCUGUACAUGGGCAGGCAGCAGCAGCAGGCAGCGCAGCCUCCUUACCCCAGUGUUUUGGGGGCCCUGGAACAAGGCAGUCCGCCAGACAUUUCCCCCUACGAGGUACCCCCUAUCACAGAAGAUCCCGGCAUCCCCCAUCUCCAGCAUCACCACCAGCCCCACCAUCACCUGCCUCAUCCGCACCAGGAAGCCCUGCCCUUUGGUGAUGGGACGGACACUGGCGUGUUAGAGGAGCCGAGAGUCCAGCUGCCUUUCCCCUGGAUGAAGUCUACCAAAUCCCACGCCUGGAAGGGACAGUGGGCUGGCACAGGUGGCCCCUACGUGAUUGAGCCCGAGGAGAACAAGCGGACCAGGACGGCCUACACGAGGGCGCAGCUCCUGGAGCUGGAGAAGGAGUUCCUCUUCAACAAGUACAUCUCCAGGCCCCGCCGGGUGGAGCUGGCCGUCAUGCUGAACUUGACCGAGCGGCACAUCAAGAUCUGGUUCCAGAACCGGAGGAUGAAGUGGAAGAAGGAGGAGGACAAGAAGCGGGGAGCCGGGGCGGGAGGAGGCGGCGGCGGCGGCAGCCUUGAGCCGGAGCAAGACUGCGUGGUGUCCUCGGGGGACCUCCCCGGGAAAGAGGAGUCGGAAGAGGAGCGCCCUGCCGGGAAUCUGGCCUCCAUGGAGCUGCUCCCCUCCAGCCCCACGGAGUCCCCCAGGCGGCGGCAGCACGACAAGCGGUGAAGCGGGUUGCCAACGCUCGAGAGUGUGGGGCGCCUGUGGGAGAAGCCAGCGGCUGAUCCGGAGCCUUUGGGCGCCCGU
This is a messenger RNA of Hemicordylus capensis (graceful crag lizard), 906 nucleotides long. It is a transcript of the gene PDX1, whose product is annotated as pancreatic and duodenal homeobox 1. Lineage: Eukaryota; Metazoa; Chordata; Lepidosauria; Squamata; Cordylidae. The record is from RefSeq and is a predicted model, not a curated record. Bases 1 to 828 code for a protein of 275 amino acids. Gene Ontology annotation, molecular function: DNA-binding transcription factor activity, RNA polymerase II-specific; RNA polymerase II cis-regulatory region sequence-specific DNA binding. Gene Ontology annotation, cellular component: nucleus. The transcript is spliced from 2 exons. Gene Ontology annotation, biological process: type B pancreatic cell differentiation; regulation of transcription by RNA polymerase II.